Bactrocera latifrons is the source of this 913-nucleotide messenger RNA. RefSeq names its product putative nuclease HARBI1. The record is from RefSeq and is a predicted model, not a curated record. Lineage: Eukaryota; Metazoa; Arthropoda; Insecta; Diptera; Tephritidae. The transcript has 4 exons. The coding region runs from base 245 to 913 and encodes 222 amino acids.
UUCAAUUGCCUACAUGUUUAUAUUUACAGCUUCAGGAAACGGUUCAGACUCUCUAAAAGUGUACGUAUUGGCUGAACUCAAAUUUGAAGGGCAUUUGUCAACCGCAGUGGCACCAAUGAUUCAACUGGGAGCGAAUUUGUCCCUUUUGGCCAGUGGUGGCUAGCAGCACUUGGUGGGAAAUGACUUUUUUAUAGGAAUAUGUCAAAGCACUAUUUGCAAAAUAAUAAAAAAUGUAAUCAGCGAAAUGGAAACAAAUUUGUGCCCCCAAUUUAUUAAAUUCGUGCCCGACAAUCUUUCGGAAUGCACGAAAUCGCAAAAACCAACAGUAAAUGAGCACAUGUUCUUCAACAGGAAAGGAUACCAUAGCCUCAACUCAAUGAUAAUGUGUGACCAUGAAUACCGCAUUUUGGCCAUUGACUCAAAGUAUGGUGGAGCCRCACACGAUUCCUUUGUGUGGAAGCAUUCGGCACAACGAAAGUUUUUGGAGGAGCAAUUUAACCAAAAUAACUUACAAAAUGUUUGGCUUUUAGGAGAUUCGGGUUAUCCCUUGGAGCCGUGGUGUUUAACACCAUUCAGGAACCCUGAAGAAGGGUCUACUCAAGCUCGGUUCAAUGAGGCUCAUUCUAAAGCUCGCUAUGUAGUUGAAAGAACCAUUGGUAUCCUAAAGGGCCGUUGGAAAAUUCUCAGCAAUGACAAGAGAAGCCGUUACCAACCUGAAAAAAUGGCACAAUUCGGGAAUGUAUGUGCAGCGUUGCAURACAUUWGCAUACAUUUCAAAGAUGCGUCGUAUUGUAGACAUUCUGCAAGUGAAGCUAUUAACACAGAAUUCGAUAUGGGAAACGAAACUAAUUUAACCAAAAUUGGACACAAAAUUCGAAACCAUAUAAUGUUGGCGCUAGAAAAUACAAUUUGA